Beta vulgaris subsp. vulgaris (sugar beet) is the source of this 1700-nucleotide messenger RNA. RefSeq names its product 2-oxoisovalerate dehydrogenase subunit beta 1, mitochondrial. The record is from RefSeq and is a predicted model, not a curated record. Gene Ontology annotation, molecular function: catalytic activity. The coding region runs from base 130 to 1356 and encodes 408 amino acids. NCBI's taxonomy places the organism in Eukaryota, Viridiplantae, Streptophyta, Magnoliopsida, Caryophyllales, Amaranthaceae. The transcript is spliced from 13 exons. Gene Ontology annotation, biological process: response to nutrient; branched-chain amino acid catabolic process.
GCCUACCUAUAAUUAAUUGAAAUAACAUUUCGGGUAUUGGGUUGUUCCUUGUUGGAAGUUGGAAGGGUGAUCACGCAAAAACAAAAUAGAGUUGGAAACCGAAGCAAGGAAAAUAGGCGAGAAAGGAGAAUGUGGAGCAAAGCCAAAGGCAGUCAUCACGGCGGAGGUGUUGGUGGUGUUGUCGGGAGAAAUGCAAGUGGAAGGCUCGCAAUUGCGGAAGUUAUUAUCAGAGGAAUGGCUUCGUAUACGUCGUCGUCGCCAUUAUUGUCAUCGUCUUCUUCAUCCACUGCAACUGCAUCUGCAUCUGCAUCAUCCAAUCAGAAGAACAUCGUUGAGAUUGAUAACGAUAAUGAUAGCGAAAUAGGAAAGCCAGUGAACCUCUUCUCUGCCAUCAAUCAGGCUCUUCAUAUCGCUCUGGACUCUGAUCCUCGUUAUUCCUGCUUUGACAGUGCUUAUGUUUUCGGAGAAGAUGUUAGUUUUGGCGGGGUUUUUCGCUGCACUAUUGGAUUGGCUGAACGAUUUGGUGCUAACAGGAUUUUCAACACCCCUCUUUGUGAACAGGGCAUUGUUGGAUUUGGCAUCGGUCUCGCCGCAAUGGGUAACCGAGCUAUUGCUGAAAUUCAGUUCGCAGAUUAUAUUUAUCCUGCUUUUGAUCAGAUUGUCAAUGAAGCUGCUAAGUUCAGGUAUCGAAGUGGCAACCAAUUUAAUUGUGGAGGCUUAACAAUAAGGGCCCCUUAUGGGGCUGUUGGACAUGGUGGCCAUUACCAUUCACAAUCUCCUGAAGCUUUCUUUUGCCAUGUUCCUGGUAUUAAAGUGGUUAUACCUCGUAGCCCACAACAAGCAAAGGGGUUGCUCUUGUCAUGCAUACGCGAUCCAAAUCCUGUUAUCUUCUUUGAACCUAAGUCUCUCUACCGUGUCGCUGUGGAGAGGGUUCCCGAGAGUGAUUUCAUGUUGCCUUUGUCAAAAGCAGAGGUUAUGAGAGAAGGAAGUGACAUUACACUUGUGGGUUGGGGAGCCCAACUAGCUGUCAUGGAAGCAGCCUGUACUGAGGCUGAAAAGGAAGGAAUUUCAUGUGAGCUUAUAGACCUGAGAACACUCAUACCUUGGGACAAGGAAACUGUAGAAGCUUCUGUCAAAAAGACUGGAAGAUUACUUAUUAGUCACGAAGCUCCCGUGACAGCAGGUUUUGGUGCUGAAAUUGCUGCAUCUAUUGUUGAACGUUGCUUCUUGAGGUUAGAAGCUCCUAUUGCUCGAAUUUGCGGCUUUGACACACCUUUUCCACUUGUAUUUGAACCAUUCUACCUGCCUACGAAGAAUAAGGCAAUGGAUGCAAUCAAGUCUACUGUGAAAUACUAAGUUUAUACAGGGAUCUUCUGAAGGCCAAUACCUCUCCGAAUUCUGAAGGCCUAACUAUGUUGUAUCAUGUAUUUAAGGAGUUAACUUCCAGGUGAUAUAUGAGUUUCUUAGAAAUAUACAGGUAUUGUUGUAAUAUAACAAGAUGUAGAACUUCUGUACAGCUGCUGAAUUUGUUAAUAAUAAGUGGUUAAAUUGUCUGUCAACUUCUCUUUCUGUUUGUCUGAUGUACAAAUCUCAAUCAAUGUGAGAUGUACAAUAUACCUAAUUACUAAUGUAACCGCGUCUACAUUGACAAAUUUGUACAUUAUUUACAAAGGCUUAUAUGCUCAUUAUUUACACAGGAA